Messenger RNA from Microdochium trichocladiopsis, 1134 nucleotides. RefSeq lists its product as uncharacterized. The transcript is spliced from 3 exons. Bases 1 to 1134 code for a protein of 377 amino acids. NCBI's taxonomy places the organism in Eukaryota, Fungi, Ascomycota, Sordariomycetes, Xylariales, Microdochiaceae. The record is from RefSeq and is a predicted model, not a curated record. Gene Ontology annotation, molecular function: oxidoreductase activity, acting on the CH-OH group of donors, NAD or NADP as acceptor.
AUGUCUGACGAGGGCCCCAUUCUCGUGACCGGCGUCAACGGCUACCUAGGUGCCAGAGCAGCGGAGGCCGUCCUCAAGGCCGGCUACUCUGUUCGCGGCACUGUUCGCAAGGUCGAUGCGGGGCAAAAGACCAAGGAUGCUCUCGUCGCCCUCGGCUACGAUGCCAGCCGGAUCGAGCUCGUCGAAGUGCCCGAUAUCUCUCCUGAGGGUGCUUUCGACAAGGCCGUAGUUGGAUGCUCGGCUAUACUGCAUGUGGCGGCGCCCAUCACCGACAUCUUUGUCCUCGCGCCUCCAGACGUCGUCCGGGUCGCCACCGAGGCAACCACCAGGAUCGUCGACUCGGCAAUCAAGUAUGCCGGACCCGAGUUGCGGAGCAUCGUGCUCAUGUCCUCGUCGGCAGCCCUGUUUGACAUACCCCCAGUGCCUGCACGCUACGAUGAAAAUAACUGGGCCGAGAACUCGUACAAGGCCGUUAUGACUCCAGAGAUACUGGAGAAGAUCGACCCGGCCCACAGGCCUCUCAUGGCUUAUGCGGCCGCAAAGCUACACUCCGAGCGCGAGUUCUGGAAGAAGCGAGAUGAGGUGGCGGCCGCUGGCGGCGACCAUGCGAAAAUCUCCUUCACAGCUAUCCAAGCGACGUGGUUUUUCGGCCCCCCGGUCGUGCCAUGGCCGAGUGCCAAGGCGCUUCCGUACUCUGCUAGCUGGCUUACCCGAGUCCUGGCCGGCGAGGACCCUGCCGCUGCCAGAAUGAUGGCUGGGACCCUUCCCUCCGAGGCGGCCAUCGAUGUCCGCGACGUGGCCCGCGUGCUUGUCUGGGCUGCCCUGAAUCCUGACAAGGCCGACGGCGAGCGAUUCCUCUGCAGCGCCGGCGCGGGAGGCUCCCAGGCCGUGGCCGACAUUCUCGACCGCGUCAGCAAGACUGGCGAAGUGCCUGAGCUCAGCGGGUACGUCGUCAAGAACAAGGGCACGCCUGGUAAGGGGUACGGCCCAGACUACUCGCUGAAGACGGACGAGCCGGCGCUGGAAUUCGACGGCAGCAAGGUCGUCAAGGCAACUGGCGUGGAUUACAUCCCGUUUGAGCAGAGUGUGUUGGACACAGUCAAGUUUGCCCUGCCGGUAGUGACCCAGAGCUAG